Molecule: messenger RNA, 5259 nt
Organism: Ictalurus furcatus (blue catfish)
Lineage: Eukaryota; Metazoa; Chordata; Actinopteri; Siluriformes; Ictaluridae
Gene: nek1
Product: NIMA-related kinase 1
Exons: 36
Coding region: 177-4463 (1428 amino acids)
Biological process (GO): protein phosphorylation
Molecular function (GO): protein kinase activity; ATP binding
Source: RefSeq, a predicted model, not a curated record
UCGCGUUGUACGUUGGACAGACACGUUGAUGAACCAAUCACAGAGCAGGAUUAGAGCUCUCGACCAAUGAAAUAUCAGCGUUUUGUGACGCGUCUCGGUAGGACGUUGUAAGUGUAAGGCGUUUGAUGCAGCGGGAGUUUGUCCAGGCUAAAGGAGCAUGACGGAUCGAGCCAGACAUGGAUAAAUAUGAGAAGGUGAAGAAGAUCGGGGAGGGCUCUUUCGGGAAAGCCAUUCUGGUAAAGUCCAAGGAGGAUGGUCACCAGUACGUCAUCAAGGAGAUCGGCAUCUCCAGGAUGUCUAAUAAAGAGAGACAAGAGUCGCGGAAAGAAGUGGCCGUGUUGGCGAACAUGAGUCACCCCAAUAUUGUGCAGUACAAGGAGUCAUUUGAAGAGAAAGGUUGCUUGUAUAUCGUGAUGGACUACUGCGAGGGAGGCGACCUGUUUAAGAAGAUCAACAACCAGAAAGGACUUCUUUUCCCUGAAGAACAGAUACUUGACUGGUUUGUGCAGAUAUGCCUGGCUCUCAAACACGUACACGAUCGUAAGAUCCUUCACAGGGAUAUCAAGUCACAGAAUAUUUUCCUUACUAAGGAUGGUACAGUACAGCUAGGGGACUUUGGGAUCGCCAGAGUUUUAAGCAGUACCGUGGAGUUGGCCAGGACCUGCAUCGGCACACCUUACUAUCUUUCCCCUGAGAUUUGUGAAAAUAAACCAUACAACAAUAAAAGUGAUAUUUGGGCCUUGGGAUGUGUUCUGUAUGAAAUGUGCACACUUAAGCAUGCUUUCGAGGCCGGGAACAUGAAGAAUUUGGUGCUGAACAUCAUCCGAGGUUCAUACCCCCCAGUGUCGGUGCAUUACUCUCAGGAUCUGCGUGCUCUCUUGGGCCUGCUUUUCAAACGCAACCCGCGGGAGAGACCCUCAGUCGGUGCCAUACUGAACAAGCCGUUUCUCGCCCGCAGAAUCCAGAAGUUUCUCUCUCCGCAGCUCAUCGCUCAGGAAUUCAGCAAACAAUCCAAAAUAAAUGUGGCCCAGGGAGUACCAGCCAAGCACCCAAUCCCUGGUCCAGCAUCCAUUACCCCUGCUCAGAAAAUCACUAAACCAGCCGCCAAAUACGGAGUGCCUUUAAUAGCGAAGAGACCUGCCGACACCGUCCGGAAACCAGCUGAUGCAGCCAGGAAACCGGCAGAGAGGAAGCUCGGGGUCAAAUUCAGACAGGCUCUUCCUCCAGAAGCAGUUCAGAGGAGAAUGAGUCGACUGGAGGAGGAGAGGAGGAGGCAUGAGGAUGGAGCGAAGAAAAAACGAGUGGAGCUGAUGGAGAGAGAGAGGAAACAGCGAGAGCAGAUGUUUAUCCUGAAGGCUGCUCAGAUGAAAAGAUUUGAGAGGGAGAAGCUUAAUAGGAUCAACCGUGCACGAGAGCAAGGCUGGAAGAACGUUUUAAGCUCCAGUGGAGGAAGUAGCCCGGAGAGGAAGUUUUUUGGGGGUGGAGGUAUGGGAGUCUCUCCUACUCCAGUACCAAUCCCCUCUCUUCCUGGACCUGCCCAUGUCCCACCUUCACUUCCGGGCUCCAAAGCUUCAGGGGACUGCAUCCCAGCAAAGCCUGCCCUAGACCCUGGAAUGCCUAAUGGGCAUGCCUGCAUCUCAGAUCAUUACUCUGUCAAGAGCCAGGCACGGAGGACAAGUCUCCAAAACGAGACCGUAACUAAAAAUGACUAUGCUAACAGGCUGCGAGCUCAGGUUGCGGCAGAGAGGGCCAAUCAGGUGAAGGAGUUCCUGCAGCGCAAACAAGAAGCCCUGCACAAUAAAGUCCGUGCCGAAGGCCAGUUGGGGGCCCGGCAAAACCUGGCCACCAUCUUUGCGAGUCGGACAAACUCUUCCCGAGGCAGGAGACCCAGGGUCAACAAAGAGGAGGAGGAGUACUUGGCACGGUUGAGGCAGAUCAGACUGCAGAACUUUAACGAGCGCCUGCAGAUUAAAGCUCGCCUCAGAGGAGAGAAGCAUGACAGUGAGUGUUCAGACAGUCAGGAGUCUUGCGAGGAGUUGGAGCUCAGGAGGAAAAAGAUUGAAGCUCUGAAGGUGCAGUCGAAGGCCCGUGCAGCUGUCCUGAAAGAGCAGCUAGAGAAGAAACGGAGAGAGGCUUACGAGAAAGAAAAGAAAGCAUGGAAAGAGCAUCUCGCCGCUCGAGGAGUAAAGGUUGACAUCGGACCCCCGAAAGGAGCUGCGCCACCUUGGCCUGACCACACCCCUCAGGAUGCCAUCACUAAAGCCACACCCUCUUCUAGACCCAACACUCCAGCCAUCUCUAUGACUGCAGCGCUGAAGGAUGUGGGCGUGACUGCAUCUGGGCAGAGUUCCCCAAUGAAGGAAGAUCACUCAAAACCCGAGACAUCAGAUGUUCAGAGUGACAGGAAGGAGAUUCUGCGCAGACUGAAUCAUAAUUUAAGGGCUUACCCUUCUAAAGAAGAGGGCGAGCAAGAGAUGACACCUCUCAGUGAGCCAGGCCCCGCCCCUCAGCCCUGCCAGCCAGUCACAGAUGAGAGACCACAAUCUGGGGGUGACAGACGUAGAUGGGAGACUGGAGCUCCUCCUGUACUCUCAGUAGCACAGUGCACUCUGGAGGACACGUGUAGCACUAUGGCAGGCUCUCAGACAGCGUCUUCAGAGGCGAGUCCCGUCUCUGGUGGUGACAGGAAGAAGUGGCAGCCUGGUGAUGUUCCGCUUGCUGUGGCUCAUCAGACUCUGGAGGACACCAGUAUCACUACAGCAGAACAGACAACAGGUGAGGUCAUUCCUAUGGAGGCCUGGCAAGGGGAGGGGCUAAGGAAAGUAUGGGGGCAGACCCCAGUUUCAGAAGUUUUGAAAAUUCUCGAGCAGGCUGAACUUCAGCCACUCACCCAGUGCCUGGAUAACAGCAGCAUUUGUGACGAUACACACACCGAAAGCCUUAACCCUACAUUGGGGACUUCAGAUGAUCCUGAAGGAGUUACGUUGGGGCCUUACCUUCAGCCAAGCCAAGCCGUCAUUGACCAAGACCAGGAAGAGCAAGCCACGAUCAGCAAGGUCCAGGAUCAGCAACCUGCUAUUUGCCCAGAUCAGGAACAUCAAGCUGUCAUUGUGCAGGUCCAAGAUCAGCAAGUUGACAUUGCCCCAGAUCAGGAACAAGAAGUUACCAUUCCCCAGGACCAAGAUCAGCACACUCAGAAUGACCAGGACCAUGAGCAAGUAUCAGAGUGUCCAAAGGCUCUGUCAGGCGCAGUAGUGAUCAGCAGUCACAAACUAAAACCAGACUCACCAGAGAAGAGUCUCCCUGAUGAAAAAGGGACUGAGGAAACAGAUGAAGUAGAGAGUUUGGUUCUGGAGGACGACCUUCCGCAGAUAUCCAGACCUCCGGCUGAAGUGGUAAAAGCGUGGGGAGAGAAGGCUGUCCAACCCGGGCCACAAGAGGGCACUGCAACACCAGCAGAGAAGCAGAAUGACGAAAAGACUCUAGGUGUGGAGGAUGAAAAGCAAAUGGGGGAUGCAGUGCCUGGUGACGCUGCAUUUGUGAGGUUGAGCUGUAGUCCAGCACACAGGCGCGCAGUGGCGCUGUCCACCAUGUCCACCCAGUCCUCGGUGGAAGACAGGUCGUCCUCCGUCACUUCCCGCUCACGCUCCGUGUCACCACUACGCCGCCAUGACGACGCACUUUUGAUCGGCCUCUCCACCGGCCUUUUUGACGCCAACAACCCUAAGAUGCUGAGGACAUGCUCUCUACCAGAUCUCCGUAAAAUCUUCAGUGGCUCUACAGAACCUGAUGGUGCCUCUGCGCAGGAUAACAAUCUGGAGAUCGAGGACCUGGAGGACAAAGAGGAUGAGCAGUCUGAUACAGAUGCAUAUGAGGAUGAAGAUCUGCGAGAGCUCAGAGCCUCGAUGGAGAGGCUGCUUCAACAGCAACAAAGUGAUGAUGAUGAUGAUGAAGAGACUGGUAUGUCUGAUGGCAGUCCUCUUGAUGAAGACGAGCAUGCCGGAUUGAAUGGUCAGAGCAAGAGCAGUUCAGUGGAGGGUACCUUGAAGAGUGCAGCAGCUCUGGAGGAGGAUGAUGACGAUCCUGACAGCAGUCCUGAAGAAGAGGCCAGCAACGGGCAUGAUGCAGAGGAGGAUGAAGAACAGAACAGCGAGGGGAAGCUCAACGAGGAGUGGCAGUCAGAUGACGGUGAGGAAGAGGGGAUGAGUGAUUUGGAGCAGCAGGACAGUAUAUUCAGCCGUCUGGAAGUGCUGCGUUUUCAUUUGGAGCAGGCCAUGGGCUUUGAGCACUUCAUCCAAGCCUACAACAAGAUCAAGGAACAAAUUGAAGACGAAGACAAGAGCAUCGCUGUGGGUUCUGACAUGGUGCAAAGCAUUCUGGGACCUGAGCACCAGCACCUGUAUCCCAAAAUCCUCCACUUAGUAAUGGCAGAUGGAGCAUAUGAGGAAGAUAAUGACGAAUGAGAUGGUACUCAUAGUCACACUGCCGGCUGCUCAGGACAAUCUGCUGGCUCUGAAGUCUUCCCAUAAUGCUGUGCCUGAAGUGGACAGAGUGCGUGUGAAGGAAGGAAGGGACUCAGUCACUCACACAUGACUGGAGUUUUACUGCCAUAUCCAACAUCAAAAGCCCGAGUGUAAAUAAAAUCUGAAUGAAUACUGUUUAACCAAAGAGAGGGGGAGAGAGAGAGACGGGUCAUGUGAGAAUUUCUCACCACACAGUAUUUAUAAGCAGUCACAGGUCAUGGGACCAUGGUAUCCUUCUUGCAUCCAGGUACUCUCUUACAAUCCAGUCUCACAUUGUACAAACACACACAUGCACACUAAACAUCCUCUUUUUCUACUUUUUUUGGAGUAAGGAAAUCCUUUUACAGAACACCUGCAUAAACAGUUCUUUCCAUGUUUCUUGACGUUGCACAGUUACAGUUCAGCAAUCUGGUUACACUGUUCACGUUUCACACAACAAGCAGCCACGUGUAUUGACUAAUUGACGUUAAGUGUUCACAUGUGCAUGCAUUAUACACGCCUUAUGCUGUUGCACUUCUUCUGUGAUGUAAAAGACUGAUGUCAUUGUAGGAAAUUUCUGUGCAGAAGUGGUCCAGAAAGGUUGUACAGUAAAUUUAUGUGAAGUCUAAAGACUUCGAAGAGGUGAAAGAGAGAAAAUGCAUUGUAAGUCAUUUACAUUAAGUGUACAUUAAGUACAGUUGUCUGACACAAUGUUUGUCUUUGUAUUCAUAAAUAAAUGCUUAAUUUUUAAGCUUUG